Molecule: messenger RNA, 815 nt
Organism: Arabidopsis arenosa
Lineage: Eukaryota; Viridiplantae; Streptophyta; Magnoliopsida; Brassicales; Brassicaceae
Source: the annotation of a GenBank genome assembly
GGAGAAGGUGAGAUAGAAAGAUGAUUUGCGGUGGUGCUUUGACACAUGUUGCUUUAGGCUUAACCGCCUUCCUCCUCUUCGCCGUUGUUCACAGCCAGGAGAAGUGCAGCAGAACCUGCAUUGCACAGAAAUGCAAUGUUGUCAGCGUUCGCUAUGGGAAGUAUUGUGGGAUAGGUUACUUUGGAUGUCCUGGAGAGCCACCUUGUGAUGAUCUUGAUACUUGUUGUAUGAACCAUGACAAUUGUGUUGGUGUAAAAGGUAUGACUUAUGUUAACUGCCACAAGCAGUUCCAGCGUUGCGUAAACGAGCUAAAAAAAUCAAUCCAACAAUCUAACAACCAAAAGGUUGGAUUUUCCAAGCAAUGCCCUUAUUCAACAGUGAUACCAACCGUGUACAGGGGAAUGAAUUACGGCAUUUUCUUCAGUGGGAUAGGUAAUAUCAUUAAACCUAAGAAGCCAGCAAGCGCCGCGCCCGUAGUGGAGGUGGAUCUAGCUCGGAGUAAAGCAGACACAAAAGAUGGUCUUGGAACAAAUCAAGGCCCUCAAACAAAAGAUGGUUCCAAAGUCUCUGUUUUGAUGAACCCUUCUCCUUCUUGAUCAUUAGGUGACUCAUAACUCUCAAGUUUUGUAGAUUCUUUAACUUUGUUUUUUAUGAAAAAUGAUCAAGAUCUUGAAAUUCUGUCAGGUUCAUGGUUUCCAGGUCAAAGCCAAAUAGCAGUGACUAGUGAGUGGAUUAGCGGACCAUGUAUUAUAUACAUACUUUAGUUUCUAUUGUACUCUAGAUGUGAGGAUUCAAAACAAAUUCAUAAUCUUAUA